Molecule: messenger RNA, 738 nt
Organism: Fusarium redolens
Lineage: Eukaryota; Fungi; Ascomycota; Sordariomycetes; Hypocreales; Nectriaceae
Exons: 3
Coding region: 1-738 (245 amino acids)
Source: RefSeq, a predicted model, not a curated record
AUGAGAAAACCAACAUCAAUCCAGCUGGUCUUUUUCAUGGCCUCCGUAGCUACGGCCGCCGACCCUACAUGCGCCAUUGACUGCUUCCAAGGCCUCAUCACGAACGGUCCUCCCGCGGGAUGUAAAGAGGCAACGAAUUAUCUCUGCUUCUGCACAAUGCCUACGCUGCAAGACAACUUUGUCCAAUGCGCCGACAAGACUUGCGUCGAUGAGAAGGAUGGGGCUAUGGCUUGGGCAAAUGAGCUUUGCGCAAAACUUGGGAAGCCUAUUGGCCUCGGAGGGUCUGAGGGAUCUCCCAAGACUGAUGAGACUACGACUGUUAAUGUUCCGCCGACCAGCGCCAGUGGCGAGGUGAAGCCGACCACUGAGGCAGGAAAGACGACAGAUGCCGUGCCUACUACUGCUACAGAGGACAAGACAGAAUCCAAGGUUGAGGAGACCUCAAGUGACAAGACUUCCGAGGUGCCUUCCGAGCCCUCAGUUGGUGAAACAACCGCAACCUCGAUCAAGACCACAGUCAGCAAGCCGAAAGAAACCAACGUGUCGGGCGCGUCGGGCAGUGCAGCUGAAGCGACGGCUGAUCAGCCUACCGAUGACUCUGUUGUCACGAUUACGGGAACUGCUGAUACUGCGACUGCAACCCCGUCUCCGACCGACGAUUCCAACCUUGCCAAUUCUGCAGGCCCGAAUUUCUAUGCUGCUGUUGGUGUUGCUGCCGCAUUCUGGCAAUUGCUGUAA